Apus apus (common swift) is the source of this 4007-nucleotide messenger RNA. RefSeq names its product family with sequence similarity 110 member B (gene FAM110B). Bases 603 to 1715 code for a protein of 370 amino acids. The transcript has 4 exons. The record is from RefSeq and is a predicted model, not a curated record. Lineage: Eukaryota; Metazoa; Chordata; Aves; Apodiformes; Apodidae.
CCUCCUCGCGGCGGCGGCGGCUUUCUCGGCCGGCUCCCUGCUCUUCCCCGCGGCUUCGUCUCGCUCCUCUCUGGGAGGCUCCCGCGCCGUUCUGGCGAGGAACGAAGCUGCUGUGAGGAGCCUCUGAAGAGUUCCAGGGUGAAGAGACCUGUCUCCAUCUGUAAACCUCUGCUAAAGGUGAAGACCUAACAGGUCAGGCAGCCUUAACAAGAGAUCAAAGGUCUUGUAUCAAGAAUCCCCUGGAGCAUUACAUUCGCUCAUUCAGAGUGUGGACAAGAGUUUGGCAUUGCCCUCAUACAGAUCGCUGCCGGUAGUGGAGCACAAAGGGGACGGCGAGACUCCCACAUCGUUCAGCGAGAAGAAAGGAGUCGGUGGAGCAGACUAACAGGGACUUGUGUCGGGUGGCCUUGCCCUACAAAGGCUGCCUUUAAAAGAGAAACGCAGUGUUAUUUAAUGAGCUGUGAGAUGAGGCGCUGCUGCUGACGCUCAGAUCCCAGGAUUCAUCGGCUAUUCAUUGUGCUUAAUGUACAUGUUUCUGCACCGUGCAUUGAGGAGAUCCCAGAGAAGAUUCCAAAACGGCUGCGGGGGAAAGGCCACCAAACAUGCCUACAGAAACACUACCGACAGGUAGCAUGGUGAAGCCGGUCAGCCCUGCCGUCACUUUCACGUCCGCCGUUCCUCUCCGCAUCCUGAACAAAGGACCCGACUAUUUUCGCAGGCAGGCGGAGCCUAAUCCAAAAAGACUGAGUGCGGUGGAGAGGCUAGAAGCCGACAAGGCAAAAUAUGUCAAGAGCCAGGAGGUCAUCAAUGCCAAGCAGGAGCCUGUGAAGCCAGCGGUGCUGGCAAAGCCGCCCGUCUGUCCUGCGGCCAAGAGAGCGCUCGGGAGCCCCACCUUGAAAGUCUUCAGCAACAAUGCAAAGACAGAGAGCGGUGUCCAGAGAGAAAACCUGAAACUUGAGAUUUUGAAGAACAUCAUCAACAGCUCCGAAGGCUCCAGCUCAGGUUCAGGGUAUAAGCACGGUCCUCGAAACUGGCCACCCCACAGAGCUGAUUCAACAGAGUUGAACCGACACUCAUUUGCUGAAUCUUUGAAGGUUUACCCCACGCAGGGCCGCAGCAGCCCACAGGAGAGCAGCUCCAAUGUCAGCAGAAGGCUCCUAGAUCAGUCAGCAGAGACUUUCUUGCACGUCUCUCACAGCUCCUCAGACAUUAGGAAAGUAACUAGUGCAAAGCCCUUAAAAGCAAUACCCUGCAGUAGUUCAGCCCCACCCCUGCCUCCAAAGCCCAAAAUCGCUGCCAUCGCCACCCUGAAAUCCCCAGAGAUUGAGGCAGUUGAGUCUGGAUGUGGAGUUAGUAGAAGACCCUCCCUACAGCGAUCAAAAUCAGACUUAAGCGACAGAUAUUUUCGUGUCGAUGCAGAUGUUGAGCGGUUCUUUAACUACUGCGGACUGGAUCCUGAAGAGCUUGAAAACCUCGGGAUGGAAAACUUUGCAAGGGCUAACUCUGAUAUUAUAUCCCUCAACUUUCGCAGUGCAAGCAUGAUUAGCUCAGACUGUGAACAGUCUCAGGACAGCAACAGUGACCUUAGAAAUGAUGACAGUGCCAAUGACCGUGUGCCAUAUGGCAUUUCUGCCAUUGAAAGGAAUGCCAGAAUCAUCAAGUGGUUAUAUAGCAUCAAGCAAGCUAGAGAGUCACAGAAAGUAUCCCAUGUGUGAGAGAAAAUCCACCAUAGAAAAAGCAAGGACUGUAUCUUUGUCUGUGAAUAUUCAGUUGUGAAGGGUUGUGAAGUCUACUUGAAGUCUUGUACACUUCUCAAAUCUCUUUGUGUUGCUUGUUGUGCAAUGUUUCCAAGUUGCAUGCCUGUCAACAUGUGAGCUGACCUGGCUUCCACUUGAACAAUAACUAACUACAAAGCCUGGCUGAGCAUACACAUUAUCUGCCAAAAGUUUAAGACAAGAAUCUAAUUAGGGCUUCAGUAUAAUCAAAGUGUUUACAUGGAAAGGUUAUAUGACUUCUUUGGUAUUUAUGUAGUUCCGUGUGGAUUUUAUAUGUCACUUUUUGUCUUAAUACAGAUAUUGUCAACUGACGUUACUAGCUUCUAAGUUGAAACAGAAUCCCAUUGGGGAGAAGAAAAGCAAAAUUGGCCAAAAUAGGAGGUUUAGGCAUACGACGAUAGGCAAAGCAGCCUUAUCUCUUGUAGAAAGUGCAUUAUUGGCAUAUGUAAAACUGUUUCUAAAAAGCAAAGAAUGUUGUAUUCUUAAAUUAUGUAUCAUUGUUAAACUGUAUAUCCCAACUUGUAGUAAGGGACUGUUCAGUAAAGGUUUCUUUUUUCUAGGUAAGUUCCCUCAAUUUUACAGCAGAAGUAGUCUAGUGAAUCUACUUGACCUCUCAUAAACUAAAUGACUCUUGUGUUUGGGAUGGUAUAAGCAUUUUAAUGGUUUUGUGUUACCCUGUUGGAAAAGCUUAAAGAAGGUUGGAGUCAACAGGUGGAAACAUUGUGGGUGCAGGAUUUCGCAGGUUUGGUUUUUAAUCGAAGAUUCCUGGUCUUAAACUUUUGACAGGAAUUAUUAGAUCCUAUAGCUGAUAUUGAAUGCCUUUCUUAGUCAAACGCAUCAUGGCAACAAACUCCAUGCUGUCUUUCAAAAAUUUUUGUAGACCUAUUUGAACAGUUAAUGAACAAAAAUGGAAACACACAGCCAUAUUAAUAUAACGCCUCCUGUUCAGAAGUAAAUACACUCAGUAGCUGAACUAUAUCUGAGAAAUUGUGAUUAUGUUGUCUUGCAUAUGUUAUAUCUAAGGCUGUGGAAAUUUGUUACAGCUCUAGGAAAGUGUAGAAACAUGACAGUAUGUAGCUUUUAUUUUCUUUUACUUUUUUUAAAUUUGAUUUCUUCUUAUGAUGGUUAGUGCUGCACGUCAACCUGUUAAAAAUCUUUUGAUAAUCUGUGUCUUCCCAGAAGUUGAAAGUACAGUGGUCUGCUUCAUUAUUAUUGUAUACAUGCUUUGAAGUAAAUUGCAGCACUACCUUACACUUCAUCAGCUAAUAGGAAACUUUUUUUAUUGUGUAAAUGCUGUAAGACUUUGUAUAUACUUCAGUUGUUAUGAAAUCUUUAAAAGGAAGAGUGUUAUGCUAAUAAAUAGCUCCUGGUGCAGGUAUGGUAGGUUUUUUGUUCUGUUUUUUACCCCUCCCAUUUUUAAAACUAUAUCGGGAACUCAGCUGGAGUGUGUUUUAGUGCUGUAGAAGGUCUUGGUAAAAUAAUAGUUCCAGUAAAAGGUUUCUUUUACUAAAGUGCUUUUCAGAAUAUAAUUUUUUAUAAAGUAACUAUAGCAGCAUGAUCUGUCAGAAGACCUAGAAGAGAUUUUCCAGACUCCUAAAAUAGCUUGCUUCUUCCUUACCUAGCAAUGUUACUGUUCCCGUUUAUGGCAUCUGUUCAUAAUGAAUCACCACAGUCUUCUGAAUUAUUCUUCAGUAGUGCUUAUUUACAUAUUUGAAUAUUAAAGAUGUUUUACAAAGUCGGGUUCUAUCUUUUCUCUAAGAAGCCUGUAGCCCAGCUUCUUAUUGAUAGCCACAGUUAAUGCAGGUGAGCCUGGAAGCUAAGCCAUGUGGUGAUUUGUUGCAUAUGAAAUUAUCCUACAUCAAGUUUUAUAUAAUUGUUUUCCAAAUGAUUGUUUAUGUAGGGGGAAAAAAAGCACACAUUCAGUAUCAGGAGGCUACUCUGUGAUUUUUACAGUUGGCUUCACAACCUUGAACUUAACAACUUUCCUAGUUCGGUCAAAAAAAUGAGGAGCUAUGUGUUUCAGCUACAGUUACAUUUGUGACAUUUUAAGCUUCAUGGGUUUCAGUUGGCAUUGACAUCACACUGGUUUUUCAAGCAUAUUUUUCCAAUAGUAAGUUCUACUCAGUUCAGUGAUUAUUUUGCCAAGGAAAAUAAUGCUUAAGGGAUUAAAGCCAAGUGUAAUGCAGCUGUAUAGCAAUGAAAUAAAGAAGUUAAUACCGAAAUAAAAAUGCA